Molecule: messenger RNA, 966 nt
Organism: Auxenochlorella protothecoides
Lineage: Eukaryota; Viridiplantae; Chlorophyta; Trebouxiophyceae; Chlorellales; Chlorellaceae
Product: DNA repair protein RAD51-like protein
Exons: 4
Coding region: 1-966 (321 amino acids)
Biological process (GO): mitotic recombination-dependent replication fork processing; chromosome organization involved in meiotic cell cycle; DNA strand invasion
Cellular component (GO): condensed nuclear chromosome
Molecular function (GO): ATP hydrolysis activity; single-stranded DNA binding; double-stranded DNA binding
Source: RefSeq, a predicted model, not a curated record
AUGGCACCUCUAUAUCAGGAGCUGGGCGUCGCCGCGGUGGACAUCAAGAAGCUCAAGGAGGGAGGCAUCAACACCAUCGAGAGCCUGGCGUUUGCGAGCAAGAGGGAGCUGUGUGAGAUCAAGGGCAUGAGCGACGCCAAGGUGGCCAAGAUCAAGGAAAUCGCGCACAAGUAUGUUCCUACCGGCUUCACCACGGCCAACCAGAUCCUGCAGCAGCGUGGGGAGAUCAUCAAGCUCACCACCGGGUCCAAGGCCCUAGACGAGAUCAUGGGCGGCGGGCUGGAGACGGGGUCCAUCACUGAGCUCUACGGCGAGUUCCGCUGCGGCAAAACCCAGCUGUGCCACACCCUUUGCGUCACCUGCCAGCUGCCCGUGGACAUGGGCGGCGGUGAGGGCAAGGCCCUCUAUAUUGACACCGAGGGCACCUUUAGACCCCAGCGACUCGUCCAGAUUGCAGAGAGGUAUGGACUGAAUGCCCAGGAUGUGCUGGACAACGUGGCAUAUGCGCGCGCACACAACACAGAGCAUCAGCAGGCGCUGCUCCUCUCCGCCGCCGCGAUGAUGACGGAGAGCCGGUUCGCGGUGGUCAUCGUCGACAGCGCCACCGCGCUCUUCAGGCACGCGCCUGGGUCGGAGUACAUGGGGCGCGGCGAGCUGGCGGCACGCCAGAACUACCUGGGUCGGUUCCUGCGCUCCCUGCAGCGCCUGGCUGACGAGUUUGGGGUGGGGGUGGUGAUCACCAACCAGGUGGUCCAGGCCAACCUGGAUGGCGGCAGCAUGUUUGCGGGCCCCUCCGUCAAGCCCAUCGGCGGCAACAUCAUGGCACACGCCUCCACGACCCGCAUCCAGCUGAGGAAGGGGCGGGGGGACACGCGCAUCGCCAAGAUCAUGGCCUCGCCGUCCCUGCCGGAGGCGGAUGCCACCUUUGGCAUCGGGCCGGAGGGCGUGACCGAGGCCAAGGACUGA